GGCUGUUAUCCAUGGCAAACUCCGGCCCCAACACCAACGGCUCCCAGUUCUUCAUCACCUGCGACAAAACGGACUGGCUGGACGGGAAGCACGUGGUGUUCGGGGAGGUGACGGAGGGCAUGGACGUGGUGCGGCAGAUCGAGGCCCAGGGCACCAAAGACGGGAAACCGAAGCAGAAGGUGAUUAUUUCGGACUGCGGGGAGUGCCCGUGA
Mesitornis unicolor (brown roatelo) is the source of this 212-nucleotide messenger RNA. RefSeq names its product peptidyl-prolyl cis-trans isomerase E-like. Gene Ontology annotation, cellular component: intracellular membrane-bounded organelle. Gene Ontology annotation, molecular function: peptidyl-prolyl cis-trans isomerase activity. The record is from RefSeq and is a predicted model, not a curated record. The transcript has 2 exons. Lineage: Eukaryota; Metazoa; Chordata; Aves; Mesitornithiformes; Mesitornithidae. Gene Ontology annotation, biological process: protein peptidyl-prolyl isomerization. The annotation marks the transcript as partial.